AUGACGGACUUAAUGCCUAAGCGCAUUCUGUACGUACCAGUCAACCAUAGGGCUAAGCAGAGACGGGAGAAGUACGCGGCCGGCAAUCCAGUGAGCGUCACCGAGUACGAGUACGUGCCAGAAGUGGACGCGUGGCUGCGCCUGCACAUCGUGCCCGCUACCUGGUCAGAAGCCGCCGUGCGAUGCCAACUAGAAGGAGGAUUUUUAGCGUCUCCUACGACCGAUGUCAUAACUGAAACAAUGCUGUACGCGAUGCAAAAACACAAACUUGCCUCAAACAGGGUAUUUACUGGAAUAACAGACAUUCGAUCCAGUGGAAAGUAUGAGUCUUUAGAUGGUGAGGAUCUGCCCGUUCACCUAAAAUGGGUUACAAGGGAUUCAAUUGAGGUCGAAACCAAUUACUGCUUGGAGCUGACUGAUACAGGCAAGCUGACUGCCACUAGCUGCUCUCGAGUGCUGCCAUACUUCUGCCGCGAGACCCACAACCACCACUGUCCCUUCACUCCCUCCGCUGAAGAUUCUAAAAACAACCAAAACUAUUAUGCUGUCGACAGUAAAAAUGAUCAGGAUGGAAUUCCUACAGCGUCACAGCAGUGCGACAGCAAUGGGUACGAAUGGGAGCCCCGCACCGGCAGCUGCUACAAGUUCCACCGAGCCGCCAAAACCUGGUGCUAUGCCCUGUCCACGUGCCACGCCGAGGGCGGACAUCUGGCCAUCAUCAACAGCGACACCGAAUCUACAGCUCUCAAGGAACUGUACGAACAAAACAACCACACUGUGAUUACUGGAACAACGAUGCCUUAUUAUGCCUCUAUUGGAUUCAGGAAGUGGGAUGGCGAGUGGGUGACUGUACAAGGAGAAACGCUCUCCGAGGCUGGUUUCGCGGAUUGGUCCCCCGGCGAACCCAACGGCCUGGGAGAAGAGAACUGCGGAACCAUGUACUGGGAUGGACUGCUCAACGACGUCCCGUGCGACAAGCCGUACGCAUACAUCUGGUGUCAGUACGCGGCCGGCACUCCCUUGAGCCUCACCGAGUACGAGUACGUGCCGGAGGCGGACGCGUGGCUGCGCCUGCACAUCGUGCCCGCUUCCUGGUCAGACGCCGCCGUGCGCUGCCAACUCGAGGAUGGUGUGUUGGCAUCUCCCACAUCCAGCGCACUAGCGCGGAUGAUGCUGAACGCAAUGCACAAACUGGCUUCACGCAGUGUGUUCAUCGGAGCAACGAGCCUUUUCUCCAAGGGAGACUUUAAGUCGUUGGACGGAGAGGAUCUCGCUGACAGCUUGAAGUGGGCCUCCGGCGAGCCGGACAAUGUCCUUAACGCCGAGGACUGCCUGGCGCUGACCAACGCGGGCACGCUGGCGGACAUCAGCUGCGCUAGAGUGCUGCCCUACUUUUGCCGCAAGACCGUCCACAACUGCUCCUCCGACAAUGAAAUCACAAGUCCUACACCUGGCCUGCGAACAUGCAACGAUCGAUCUGACUACAAAUGGGAGUCCAGCACCGGCAGCUGCUACAAGUUCCACGGCGUGUCGAAACCCUGGCGCCUCGCCCUGGCCACGUGCUACGCCGAGGGUGGACAUCUGGCAGUCAUCAACAGCGACACCGAGUCUACUGUUCUCAAGAACCUUUACAAUAACAACACAGACACAGUCACCGGAGCAGAUCAACCUAAACAUGCAUUGAUUGGCUUCAGGAAAUAUGAUGAUGGCGCGUGGGCAACUAUAUUUGGUGAGACGCUCGUCGAGGCCGGAUUCGCGAGCUGGGACGUGGGCGAGCCAAGCAACGGCAGUGGAGUGGUGAACGAGUACUGCGGCUCCAUGCACGUGAACGGGUUGCUCAACGACGCCUCCUGCUCCUGGAAGUCGCCGUUCAUUUGCGAAAUUACCCCUUCACAGUUUUGA
Cydia amplana is the source of this 1902-nucleotide messenger RNA. RefSeq names its product macrophage mannose receptor 1-like. The coding region runs from base 1 to 1902 and encodes 633 amino acids. Lineage: Eukaryota; Metazoa; Arthropoda; Insecta; Lepidoptera; Tortricidae. The transcript is spliced from 11 exons. The record is from RefSeq and is a predicted model, not a curated record.